Messenger RNA from Striga asiatica, 933 nucleotides. The record is from the annotation of a GenBank genome assembly. NCBI's taxonomy places the organism in Eukaryota, Viridiplantae, Streptophyta, Magnoliopsida, Lamiales, Orobanchaceae.
AUGCCUUCGCUACCUCGAAAGCUAGGGUUUUCUUUCUCAGCGCCCCCACCCCCGAAAGCUCCCCGAGAGGUAGGAACAAUGGAGAAGGGAAACAAGGCCAGGAAAGAGGAGGUCGUCACCAGGGAGUACACCAUCAAUCUUCAUAAACGCCUCCAUGGAUGCACCUUCAAGAAGAAGGCUCCAAAGGCCAUCAAAGAAAUCAGGAAGUUUGCCCAGAAGGCCAUGGGGACCACUGAUGUCAGGGUGGACGUCAAACUGAACAAACACAUUUGGAGCAAUGGGAUUAGAAGUGUGCCGAGAAGAAUCCGUGUCCGCAUUGCGCGCAAGAGGAAUGAUGAUGAGGAUGCAAAGGAGGAACUUUACUCUUUGGUCACUGUUGCUGAGAUUCCGGAUGGAGGGAUCAAGGGACUUGGCACCCAAGUCAUAGAUGAAGAAGAUUGAUCUGUUCCUUUUUCUGUUUUGAGCACUUGCUGAACUCAGUUUUGCUGUAAUUCAUGAUUUAUCUUUUGUUUAGAGAGCUAUUGUUAUGUGGCUGAGAUUGCAGUUCUACAUGUUUUGAGACUGUUUUUACAUACUGGUGUCAACUUGAGGUCUUAUUGUUUAAUCUGAAAAGUAUGAUAUAUCUUCCUUCCACAGCUGUAUAAGCCCCUUUCUAUGAUUUUGUGCAGUAUAAUUUGCUUGAUCUCUCUAGCUCAUUGAGUCAACACUGCUGCAGUCAUGUUGACCAAUUGAAACCGUAAAACAUGGUGACAAUUAGUUUUGGGAUUCAGGCCAUGGAUAGAUGAAACAUUUUAUGAAACCACUGCCGACUUUUUCUCAGUGUGAAGUAAAAACUGGCCUUAGAGAAUGGGGUGACUUGUGGUGUUAUGUCCUGGAAUGUUCUGGGUGCAGUCAAAUUUUGGUGCCUGCUAUUUGAAUAAAAGCUGAUGGUGA